GAGGCAGCAGCGGCGGCGGCGGCGGCGGCGAUAGCGCCCCGAACCUGCAGCGCCGCACUCUCCGCGCGCUGCCAGCCCCGACGGCAUGGCCAGCAGCCCGCGCUCCGAGCGCCCCCAACCCCGCUGAUUGCUGCCACGGCUCCGGACCCACGCGCAGGGCCCCAAGCCGCAGGAUGAGCCGCGUGGAGUGACUACCGCUUGGGAAUGCGGGUGUGAAGGGUCCGAGCUGCCGCCCAGCGGGGAGGAGACCCCGGGACGCCGGAAAUCACCAUCCUGAAGCUACGAGGAAAGGGGAAAGAGCGUUCUUCAUUCAGUUUUGUGCCUUGUGAGGGAUUUAUAUUUUUAAUCGCUAUUUUUUUUUAACAAAAGAAACAUCUCCGGGCUACUGUUUGUCACCGUCUCUGGGGAAUCAACCAGAACCACCGGAACAUAACUGAACCGAGAGAGAGAGAAAGAGAGAGAGAGAAAGAGAGAGAGAGAGGCAGGAGCCGAGUCAGUACCUGCAGCGCCCGGGCACCGGAGACCUUGGAACCAGAACGCGUCUCGGGAGGCCGCGGGGCUGCGGCUCCGCCAAACUUUGGGCAGGCAGGGGCGUCGAGGGGCUUCGUAGACGGAGGGCGGCCCCCCUAACCAUGAUGUUUCGCGACCAGGUUGGGGUGCUGGCGGGCUGGUUUAAGGGCUGGAACGAGUGCGAGCAGACUGUUGCGCUGCUGUCGUUGCUCAAGCGCGUGAGCCAGACCCAGGCCCGCUUCCUCCAGCUCUGCCUGGAGCACUCUCUGGCCGACUGCGCCGAGCUGCACGUCCUGGAAGGAGAGGCCAACAGCCCGGGAAUCAUUAACCAAUGGCAACAGGAAUCCAAGGAUAAAGUGAUUUCCCUUCUGUUAACUCACCUGCCUUUGCUGAAGCCAGGAAACCUCGACGCGAAAGUAGAGUAUAUGAAACUGCUGCCCAAGAUCCUGGCACACUCUAUAGAACACAACCAGCACAUCGAGGAGAGCAGACAGCUGCUGUCCUAUGCUUUGAUCCACCCGGCCACUUCCUUAGAAGACCGAAGUGCUCUAGCCAUGUGGCUCAACCAUUUGGAGGACCGCACAUCGACUAGCUUUGGCAGCCAGAACCGAGGCCGCUCGGACUCUGUGGAUUACGGACAGACGCACUACUAUCACCAAAGACAGAACUCUGACGACAAGCUCAAUGGGUGGCAGAACUCUCGGGACUCUGGGAUUUGCAUCAGCGCCUCCAACUGGCAGGACAAAAGCCUGGGGUGUGAGAAUGGCCAUGUGCCCCUCUACUCUUCUUCUUCUGUCCCCACCACAAUCAACACAAUUGGAACCAGCACAAGUACGAGUCGAUUCAGGGAGGAAACCCUCUUCCUCCAAUCCCAGUCUCUGCUGGCAUUCCAGGACACUGGCAGCUUCCACUGUGCUGUUCCACCAGGAAUGAGAGACAGCAUGGAUUCUGAGAAGAUUUUAGUUCUCUCAGGCCAGGCACACCACAGCCCUUUGAAACGAUCUGUUUCCCUUACCCCACCCAUGAAUGUGCCAAACCAGCCUCUAGGACAUGGAUGGAUGUCUCAUGAGGACUUACGAGCUAGAGGACCCCAGUGCCUCCCAUCCGAUCAUGCCCCCCUGUCUCCACAAAGCAGUGUAGCCUCUUCAGGAAGUGGUGGGAGUGAACCCUUAGAAGACCAGACCACUGCUCGUAACACAUUCCAAGAAGAAGGUAGUGGUAUGAAAGAUGUCCCAGCGUGGUUAAAAAGCCUCCGCCUGCACAAAUACGCUGCCCUGUUCUCGCAGAUGACUUAUGAGGAGAUGAUGGCCCUCACCGAGUGUCAACUGGAGGCUCAGAAUGUUACCAAAGGUGCAAGACACAAAAUUGUAAUCAGUAUUCAGAAGCUCAAAGAAAGACAAAAUCUGCUGAAGUCUUUGGAAAGGGACAUCAUCGAAGGGGGCAGCCUGCGCACCCCCCUCCAGGAGCUGCAUCAGAUGAUCCUGACGCCCAUCAAGGCCUAUAGCUCUCCCAGGACCACGCCUGAGGCGCGCCGCCACGAGCCUUCGCUGAUGGGCCCGGAGAAUCCUAGCACCGACUGCAAAGACGGUGCCACGGUGGCCAACAGCGUCACAGCCAGCGCCUCAGCUGGCGCCAGCGGUGGGCUGCAACCACCCCAGCUGAGCAGCUGCGAUGGGGAGCUGGCUGUUGCCCCUCUGCCAGAGGGGGACCUCCCCGGGCAAUUCACACGAGUCAUGGGGAAAGUGUGCACACAGCUCUUGGUGUCCAGACCUGAUGAGGAAAAUAUAAGUUCCUAUCUACAGCUCUUAGACAAGUGUCUCGUUCAUGAGGCAUUUACAGAGACGCAGAAAAAAAGAUUGUUGUCAUGGAAACAGCAGGUGCAGAAGCUCUUCCGGUCUUUCCCUCGGAAAACCCUUCUAGACAUAUCAGGAUAUCGACAGCAAAGAAAUCGUGGCUUUGGGCAGUCCAACUCCCUCCCGACAGCCAGCUCCGUGGGCGGUGGCAUGGGCAGACGGAACCCACGACAGUACCAGAUUGCCUCUCGGAAUGUCCCUUCUGCUCGCCUUGGUCUCUUGGGCACCAGUGGAUUCGUCAGCUCCAACCAGCGCCAUGCCGCUGCCAACCCCACCAUCAUGAAACAAGGAAGACAGAACCUCUGGUUUGCCAACCCCGGGGGCAGCAACAGCAUGCCCAGCCGCACCCACAGCUCCGUCCAGAAGACUCGCUCACUGCCCGUGCACACUUCCCCACAAAACGUGCUGAUGUUCCAGCGACCAGAAUUCCAGCUUCCUGUGACUGAACCUGACAUCAACAACAGACUGGAGUCCUUGUGCCUCAGUAUGACGGAGCAUGCCCUGGGAGAUGGGGUUGACCGGACCUCCACAAUCUAGAAACUGAAGAUGAGAGUGACCGCGCUGGCCGUGAAAUCGACUGCUGCGGGCCCAGUGUCAGCCAUCUUCAGGGUUGCAUAGAGUCUUCCAGGACACUUUGCAGCCUUUUCCCCCUGGUCCCUCGCCCAUUUUGAUUUUGUGAGAGCGUAGGUCAUCCUUGUAAACAUAUCAGUAGACCUGGGGUUGGUCAUGUUGUCGUUUGUUUCUGUCGUGGGAUGGGACGGUAUGCAGGGUGGGGAGGGGACUCUAGGGAACUGUGGGGCGGGGUGGGGCGGAAGGAUGCUCAUGGCUUCCUGGAUGGAAAUGGGGUGGGGAGGAGUACCGCCAGGAGACACUCGGGAGGGAGGAAGCUGCCCGGCCCGGGGCAGCUUCUCAGAAGCCCGCUUCAUGUAGUCAGCCGGCACAAGACAGAGGGUACAGGCAACCAGAGCAAGAGGUGGCUGGCCUGUUUGUGUCUCCUCGACUGGAUCUCCCUAAGGCCCUGCUUGAAGCAAGCAGCCACGGGACAGGGCCAUGUGGCAACAAGGGCAAGAGGACGAAAUUCCCUCCAGCAAACUUUCAAACUUUGAUUUGUGUAUUGUUUACAUAAGAGUUUUAAAGGGUACAUAACCUGUAGAGUUUGGGUAGAACUUCUCUUCAUACUAUGGUUUUUGUAAAAGACUGAUUGCUAUGGAUUCAUUUUUGUUUCAUCUAUUUUUAUAAUAGUAGCAGGUGUCUUUUAAAACGGCUGCCAAGCUCUGCUUCUCGAGAAGAUGGAUGCAGUCAAGUAGGCCUCGCAUGGCCAUCUCCCACCAUGAGGUGGGAGGAGCUUCCACCAUGAGGUGGGAGGAGCUUCCACCAUGAGGUGGGAGGAGGAGUGUGUGGAUGCAUGUGAAGGGUGAGAGGGUGUGCCAAGGACACAGAGCUGGUGGCUUCAUGUGGUCAGUUACGGAUUUGCUCAUAGGUCACCCAGAGAUGAUAAACUUUGCAACCUCUUUCUGGGCUGGAUUUGCAUCCCACCCAAGGUCUGUCUUGCUUCCAAACCUCCCCACAGGCCCCUGGUCUCACUCCACAGUCCCGCUAGAGGUCUCUGACUCACAACGCUUGUGAUGGAGGGUUUGCAGGAGCCUGGGAGCCGUAUUCUUUUUACCCCAUCUCUGCUGAAGAAGAAUGGUCCAGCAAUAGUGCCAGAGAGAUCAGUGCAGAGAGGCAGAGGCGCCACCAUCCAGGGCGGGCUAUGAAAGCAGAAGCAGGGAAGGUUAGCUUGUGAGAGAGAGAAAUGGUGGCUGUGUCCAUGCGUGUGAGUCCAGGUUUGCUGUAUUGGGGAAUGACUGAUCCAGCCUUACACGGGCAAGGGAAAACACACUCGUGUGACCCGUCAUGCAGUGAGAGAUCAGCUGGGAUGCCGCAGAGUCAUGGCAACAUUUCAGAAUUUGAUGCAGUGAAGGAUAUUGGAGGACAUCGAGAAGGAAUUGUGCACUGCACUAGAAAAUUCGUUGUGCAAAUGGGAUGGUGUAAAUGCUUUACCAGAGGCAUGAUCUGGGAGAUGAAGUAAGGCCUGUUCAUUAAGUGGGUGAGACUGAUGCCUCUUUAAAUAAAAAGUGAUGUCUAAGUCAAAGUUAAAGGGAUCGAACCAUGCAAAUGACUGCACCUUGCCCAUGUUACUCAUUUUUGGGUUUUUUUUUCAAAUUAGUGAAGGGCAUCCAGACUUUAAAGGCCUUAAUAAAAAUCCACACAACUUUGUUUACCUGUCAAGAUUACAGAUGUACAGCUAGCCCAGCCUUGGAUGCUGCAACAGAGAUCUUGCAAUCCUUGCAGUCCAGAAGGCCAAGGGCACCCUAAGCAGACAGAGCUCUUAGUGAGCACAGAGGCCCUGGGUGAGCCAUUCCAUGCAGCACAUUGCAACAACAGUAACAAGGGCGUCAGGCCACUCCUGGGUGAGCAGGUCUUGAAGAUGCAAAUCCAUGAGCAGAAGCGUGUUUAGUUUCUAUAUGUGUAUAUAUAAUGUUUUUAACCAAGUGCCAUUAACACUUACCCCUCACGCACCUUUUCCAAACAGUCUCAGUGUUGGGGGAGGGGGUGGGAUGGAUGGUCACAUGUGAGGCAGAAUAGGUGAAAAUGUAGAAGGCCAAAGGCACGGCCAGAGGGUCUGAGGAUGUGAUUGGAGGACGCUGAGGAGGUAAACGGAGAGGAACAACGGGAUUCCUCGUCUCGUAGGAAGCCAACGGUGUGGGGAUCUGCCACAUGCCCAUAAAGACAUAGGCUACUCAGAAGCCGGAUUGUGAUCACAAUCGUGUGAACGUGAGUCUUUUAAAAAGAAGAAGACCAUAGAGUAUUUGCAAAUCUGAAUUCCUAUUUAUUCCUUCAUUGAAUAUAGAAACAAUGGUUAUCUGAUUACUAGAGAUAUUAUUUUGGAUAUGUUACUUAUUAACUUGCUAUGGCUGGUAACCAUGAUAAACUCUGUUAUUAGUAACAACAUAAUUCUUUUUUUUUAAAAAAAAAAAGGAAAGCUUAUUUUUCAUUGACUGUAAAGAUUUAUCUACUUAGUUGUGGUUUGCUAUGUUAAUGUUUUCUCUCUCUUUUUUAAGUUUUCUGAUUUUUAAGAGCCUCUGCCCAUCUUGUUUAGAUUCCUGUGUUGACUGCAGGUACACAGCUCAAUUUUAAAACCCUAAAGCAAAGGAAUCUUAUUUAUACAAAGAAUGAAACGAUUUCAUGCCUGAGGCUGUGAGGGCUAGACCCGUAGGAAUAAGCUGCAGUGCCUUCUUUGUAUUUACCCAUUGACACCCCCACGCCGUGCAGCUGUUUUAUAUUAAAUAGUAAAGGUUUGAAACUCUCAGAGUAAAAUCUAUUUCACUGCAUAGGUUCCCCCCCACUCUGAUGUAAGCAGCAUGACUCUCUGCACUGUCUGAGGCACAGUGCUGGUCUGCGAUAUCAUGGGUGAUGUUUUAUUGGUGCUUUUUACUCAGUGUUUUCUUACCAGAACACAGUAGGAAGAAACACACUAAACUGUGUACAAGACACGAAACAUUGCUGCUGAUGGUGUUUUGUUUUUCUCCUUCCCCCACACAUGCUUUUGAGUUUCACUCUUUUUUUUCUUUUAAACACAAAUCCAGCAAGCAUUAUAGAUGCUGCUGGGCCUGCCUGCCAAGGGCUGCUGUUUGCACUAAGCUCUCUCAUAUCCUGGGUUGACCUGAAGGUCUUUUUCUGCUACCCAGGUCGGGAGCUGCGACUGGGCCCCACCUCCCAUUCUUCUGAGGUGACACUGAGGGAAACCAGGUUUUCUUUUGAGGUGUCGCUGGCUGCCUUUUGCAGAAUGGGGGUCUUCUCCGGGUAUUUUGUUCUUCUGUGCCUCUUGUAGCUUAUACUGAUGCAAGGUUUGUAGACCUGUGUCCCCCAGAGCCUGGGUGGAGGACCGAGCUAGGAAGGAGAGGAACGUGGGUUCUGUAGGACGUCUUUCCACUCUAGCCUGAGUUGGGGAAGCACCCUGCCCAGGGUGCCAAGGUGUGCCCAUUACAAUCAGAACCUGCAGCAGGAUAGUUGAACGCGGAGCUGUGAUAACACUAAUGUUGGGUUUGUUUUUGUUUCUUUUUCUUCUUUUUUUUUUUACAACUCAUCAGAGAUGUUUGCAAAGUGACUUUUGUUUUAAUUCUUUUAUCUUGACUUAAAGGUGAAUGUGUAUCCCUCUGGGAGGAGCGAGAAGAAAGCAGGAAUGUUAGUAAUGGCAAACAGAAGACUUCCUCCCUUAUUAAUAUAUAACCCUCACGUAUUUAUGCCUAACGUAAGCUGACCUUCAGAAGGCUUUCUUUCGUUGCAUGCCCUGUGCAGGCAUUCGUAUUGUACAUGCAUGCCUUUUGUCCUGUUUUCCUGUAUAAAGUCAGUGAACAAAGAAAUAUUUUUGCCUAGUUCAUGUUGCCAAGCAAUGCAUAUUUUUUAAAUUUGUCAUAUAUGGAAAGAGCAUGUUUGUUACAUGUAAAAGCUUUACUGAUAUACAGAUAUACUAAUGUUUGAAGAUGCUAUUCUUUGCAAGUGUACAGUUUUCAAAUGUUGUUACCCGUGACAACACCCUUGUGGUCUAAACUUGCUACAAUGUAUUUAUUAUUCAUUUCCUCCUACGGAAUUAAGAAUCAUGGCUAUAUUUCAUAUGGUUAUAUUGAGAGUGAAGGGAAAUGAUUAAUACAAGGUUUUGUAACA
Mesocricetus auratus (golden hamster) is the source of this 7070-nucleotide messenger RNA. RefSeq names its product sterile alpha motif domain containing 4A (gene Samd4a). Gene Ontology annotation, molecular function: mRNA binding; protein binding; translation repressor activity. The record is from RefSeq and is a predicted model, not a curated record. The transcript is spliced from 14 exons. Gene Ontology annotation, biological process: nuclear-transcribed mRNA poly(A) tail shortening; regulation of mRNA stability; negative regulation of translation. NCBI's taxonomy places the organism in Eukaryota, Metazoa, Chordata, Mammalia, Rodentia, Cricetidae. Gene Ontology annotation, cellular component: P-body. Bases 633 to 2900 code for a protein of 755 amino acids.